AUGAUUAAAACGUUGUGCUUCAAGAAAAGAUGUUAUCUACUUCGAGCGUUUUUCCUCUGUGGAUUUGCCAUCAUCCUUUUUUUCUAUGUCAUUUUUGGCCAGAUGCUUAACAAAAAAGAGGUGCCUUCCUCAUGGGACAUCCAGUAUCCAGAACAACGCAUCCCAGAGGAGACUUUUGAAGAAACUGAAGUUCCUCUGCCAAAUAUUAUGUACAUAAACACCACUUUGAUUCCUAUCCAUGCUGAUUUAAGUGAAGCUGAACUUGAGGAGAAUUUCUUUGAAUUUUUAAUUCAGAAAGAAUUAUGGUGCAAAAAAAACGAGAGGCUCGGUCAUCCUGGCGAAGGAGGCUGGAAUGUAUGUCUCCCUCCUCCAUUUGGUCUACAGAAACCUUGCAUUGUUUAUUGUUUUCAGACGGAUCAGAAUUGGGAAUUUGUUGAUGCCGUGUCUUUUAUUUACGGAUGUCAUGUCUAUGCUUAUGAUCCAAGCUUGAAAGAUGAUAAGCAAAACCGAUCAAAUCUGGUCCACAUUUCAAAAACAGGCCUCGGACACCAAAAUGGUUACAAUCUAAAGGGUUGGAAACUGAACACUUUGAAGACUUUAUUAAAAAACAACGGCCAUACAAAGACAAUCAUUUCCUAUCUUAAAAUUGACAUCGAAUAUGAUGAAUGGGCAAGUCUUCGUACAGCAAUCGAUGAUGGUAGUUUGACAAACGUAAAACAAUUGGCAUUUGAGAUUCACACCGUUCCAGCUCAAGUGAUGAUCAAUGCGGCCAAAAUCAAAUCAAUCCGUCCACACAAAGAAGAAUAUCUUGAGAUGCAUCACAUUCUUUCACAGCUACAGUUAUUGAAUUUCCGUAAGUUUCAUUACCAACGAAAUAUUUUUGGCGAAUACACUUCCGUUGUUACAAACAAGAGUCGUUCCUUUGCCUAUGAACUGUAUUAUGUCAACACAAGAUUUGCACUGCAAGACUACGAUGCUGAAGUCUGA
Messenger RNA from Acanthosepion pharaonis, 987 nucleotides. NCBI's taxonomy places the organism in Eukaryota, Metazoa, Mollusca, Cephalopoda, Sepiida, Sepiidae. The record is from the annotation of a GenBank genome assembly.